GCGCGCAUCUGCUCCUGCGCGCUGUCACGCUUUACUACCAACAGGCACGGAAUUCCAGGGAGGAAGUCACUGAGAUUGGGAAACGAACAACAACUCCAAACGUGCCAAAAAACCCAAAACAAACCAAAACAAAAAAAACCCCGAGGAAUACUAAGACGUGUGAAAACAGCGGCUUCUCCUUGGGGGGGGCAGAAGAAUGAUCUGAGUUUGGAGUAUGGACUAAAGAGGCUCGGUUCCACCAGAUGGAGGCGGCGAGAAGUUUGGUGUUUGUCGGGGCCGUGCUGCUCGGAGUGACGGGCGCAUUGGGCAGAGAAGUGUGCCUGGGUACUGACAUGAAGCUGGCCCUACCCUCUAGCCUGGAAAAUCAUUAUGAAACCCUAAGGCUGCUGUACACCGGGUGCCAGGUUGUCCACGGCAACCUGGAGAUCACACACCUACAUGGACAGCCUGACCUCUCCUUUCUGCAGGGGAUUGUGGAGGUGCAGGGCUAUGUCCUGGUAGCCCACGUGUCCGUGAGUCUGGUGCCUUUGGACAACCUCCGGAUUAUUCGAGGCAGUCAGCUGUACAACUCCAGCUACGCCCUGGCUGUGCUGAACAACACUCUGAGAGGACAGGGGCUCAGGACUCUUCGACUUCGUAGCCUCACCGAGAUCCUGUUGGGUGGGGUCUAUAUUUGGGACAACCCCCAACUGUGCUUCCCAGACCCUCAGAGUAUUGUAUGGAGGGACACCUUGGAUCAGUCGGUGCCCAGCAGUCCUGUUAAGCAGCUCUUGUUGCAGUCUCGAGCCCCUAAAUGUCCAAGUUGUGCCUCUGCAUGUGGGAAAGGCUGCUGGGGAGAAACCACUCAGGACUGCCAAACCUUAACCCGCAUUAGCUGUGCAUCUGGCUGUCAGCGGUGUAAAGGUCGACUGCCCAAUGACUGCUGUCACAUGCAAUGCGCUGCUGGAUGCACAGGACCCAAAGACUCAGACUGCCUCGCAUGUCGACACUUCAAUGACAGUGGCGUUUGUAAGGACAACUGCCCUCCACCUACUAUCUAUGACCCUGUCACCUUUCAGACCAAACCUAACCCCAACAAGAAGUUCAGCUUUGGAGCCACAUGCGUGAAGACAUGUCCAUAUAACUACCUGGCUAUGGAUGUGGCCUGUACUUUGGUUUGUCCUAAAGCCAACCAGGAAGUUAUCAACACCCAGCCUGAUGGAAGUGAGACACAGAAAUGUGAAAAGUGUGAAGGAGACUGUCCGAAAGUGUGUUAUGGCUUGGGUAUGGAAAACCUAGGUGUCAUGGACAACCAUGGCAUCACUAUGGUGACGUCUUCCAAUGUUGAGCAGUUCAACACUUGUAAGAAGAUCUUUGGGAGUCUGGCCUUCCUUCCUCAGAGCUUUGCAGGCGACCCUGCGACCAACACAUCAGGCCUGACUCUCCAGCAACUCAAAGCUUUCAGGAACGUGGAGGAGAUCACAGGUUAUUUGUACAUUGAUGCCUGGCCAGAAACCUGGACUGACCUAAGUGUGUUUGAGAACCUGAAGGUGAUCAGAGGGAGGAUGCUCUACAAGGGUGUCUUUUCACUGGCCAUCCAGAAUCUACAUAUCCGAUCUCUUGGGUUGCGUUCAUUACGUAGUGUGAGUGGCGGUUUAGUCCUGUUGCACAAUAAUUCACAGCUGUGCUACACCAGUUCCCUGCCCUGGGGGGGUAUCCUCCAUCCCACCCAAGGGCCCAAUCGUAUCGUCAGCAAUAACCGAGACCCUCAACUCUGUGAGGCAGAAGGGCAUGUUUGUCACCCAUUGUGUGAGGAGGGCUGCUGGGGUCCAGGGCCGAGCCAGUGUGUGUCCUGCGCAACUUACCAGCGUGGCACUGAAUGUGUAGAGCAAUGUGACAUCGAUCAGGGUCCUGUGCGUGAAUACAUAGAUGGAUCUUUGUGUGUCGCCUGUCACGCAGAGUGUCGACCUCUGAAUGGCUCCGCCUCCUGCCAUGGUCCGCAUGCAGAUCAGUGCACAGAAUGUCUAAACUUCAAAGACGGAGAGUUGUGUGUGGAUCGUUGUCCCACCGGCAUGAAGGGGGAUCAGCUCACUGUGUGGAAAUACAGCAACGCCACAGGACACUGUCUGCCCUGCAACACCAACUGUACCCUGUCCUGCACCCUGACGGAUGAGAGGGGCUGUCCCAUUCAUACCAAGACGGGACCAGGAACAACCAUUGCGGCAGCAGUGGGCGGGGUGGUGCUCUUCUGCAUCCUGCUGGCUCUGCUGAUCUUCUACCUGAAGAGACAGAAAAAGCUGCAGAAGAAGGAGACGAUGAGGAGGAUCCUUCAGGAGCAUGAGCUGGUGGAGCCUUUAACACCCAGCGGAGCUUCACCCAAUCAGGCUCAGAUGCGCAUCCUGAAGGAAACUGAGCUGAGGAACCUCAGGGUGCUGGGGGCUGGGGCCUUUGGCACCGUUUACAAGGGAGUGUGGGUUCCUGACGGGGAAAAUGUGAAAAUACCUGUGGCUAUCAAGGUUUUACGAGAGAACACCUCACCAAAGGCCAAUAAAGAGAUUCUUGAUGAGGCAUAUGUGAUGGCGGGAGUGUCCAACCAAUAUGUUUGUCGUCUCCUGGGCAUUUGUCUGACCUCCACGGUACAGUUGGUCACUCAGCUGAUGCCAUACGGCUGCCUCCUUGACUAUGUCAGGGAGAACAAGGACCGCAUCGGCUCCCAGUCUCUCCUCAACUGGUGUGUCCAGAUCGCCAAGGGAAUGAGCUAUCUGGAGGAGGUACGUCUAGUCCACAGAGAUUUGGCUGCUCGUAAUGUUCUAGUGAAAAACCCAAAUCACGUGAAGAUCACAGACUUUGGUUUGGCACGUCUGCUCGACAUAGACGAAACUGAGUAUCACGCUGACGGAGGGAAGGUGCCGAUUAAAUGGAUGGCUCUGGAGUCGAUUCUGCACAGGAAGUUCACUCAUCAAAGUGAUGUCUGGAGUUACGGGGUGACUGUGUGGGAACUGAUGACGUUUGGAGCAAAGCCCUAUGACAUGAUCCCAGCGAGGGAAAUCCCAGAUGUUCUGGAGGGUGGAGAACGGCUUCCACAGCCCCCGAUCUGCACCAUCGACGUCUACAUGAUCAUGGUCAAAUGUUGGAUGAUUGAUCCAGACAGCCGACCAAAGUUCAAGGAUCUAGUGAAUGAGUUUAGUGCCAUGGCCAGAGAUCCACCACGUUACGUUGUCAUUCAGAACGAUGACAAGAUGAACAUGUCCAGCCCGGUGGACAGCCAGUUUUUCCGGAUGCUUAUGGAAGAAGACGGAAACAACAUGAGCGACCUGCUGGAUGCUGAUGAAUAUCUGGUGCCACAGCCGGACAUCUUCCCCAGGAGUCAAACAGAUGGGAUGCAUUCUAACGGGCCGUCCAGACACCAGUCAUACAGGCAGAGCAGAGAUCAGGGUUUGGAUAUUGAUCCCACCAUUGUCGGUGGUCAUCGGAGCAUGGCGUCCUCCAUGAACACUCUCAGCCGCAGCCAGUAUCCUACAUUACAGCUAGGAGCCAGCACCUCCAACGGCCUCUGGACUCAGUACCCAACCCUGGCUCGCAGCCCCUCAGCCGGGGGCCACUCGGAUUCUGUCUUCUUGGACGGGUCUCCAGACAACCCUUCACUACCGCCAGCCAGUCCUGGACGCUACAGCAAAGACCCGACCUACCCUAACGGCAGUCAAAGUGAUCUGGAAACAGACGGGCCUUCAGUCUUUAAUCCUCCUCAUUACCUUCAUCACUCACUCCCCAGAAGAACUCAUGGCUAUAAUCAUAACCAUGCCUUACCCGAGUACGUCAACCAGGACGUCCCAGACCUCAGGCUAGUGAUCCCUGAUCGGCCCACCACCCUGCCCCGGAAAGGCUCCAAAGCAGACAGACGCUACCCAAAUGGUCUGAGUACUGGUCACAGUGUGGAAAACCCAGGAUAUCUGGUCCCCAUAACCUCUGAAGCCCCUCACUCCCCAGCCUUUGAUAACCCGUACUACUUGGACCUUGUGGCCAAAGCUGUGUCUGGGACUGUGGGAGUGGACGGUACUGGGGAUCUGCAGUCAGACGGAGGCGUUCCUAGGCAGCUGAAUGGGUUUGUGACCCCCACGGCAGAAAAUCCGGAGUAUCUGGGACUAGCGGAUACUUGGAGUGGAUAUACUUGAGAACGGAAAUGGGAGUGACGUGAGGAACUCAGGAGUUGUCACAGAUUGUGUCCAACUGAGAUGAAUGAAGAGCGUGAGAAAGGGAAGAUGAGUAUGUGUGUGGCAGAAAUGAGUCUAGUGUGUGUUUGAGAUUGAGUUAAAGCAUCAGAGCUGUUUGUGCCUGAGCAUACACAUGUAUAUGUAUAUGCAUGAGUGUGCAUACGUUUGCCUAAACACACAUGGAACUGAGUGGAUCCAGAAGGUCCAAUAAUCAGUCACCAAACUGCCUGGCUGUGACACACUGUGACUCAGUGUAGCAUUAAUCUGGUGUCCGUGGCGUCGUUUGUAUUCCCGUCUUCCUCUCGGCAAUCUGUGCUCUCUGUGUGACUUUUCGGUGCCAAAAACAGAAGUUUACUCAGCGUCUGAAUAUAUCUCAGUACAAAGACUUCACAAAAUCAUCAUGGUACAAGAAGGGGGACGGAGGAAGUCGUUAAUCAGUCGGUUUCAUCGAUAAUAACAUUUGACCACAUUAAUGAACGCUGCGGUUUUUCUAACUUUGAUUGUUUUUUUUUUCUUCUUCAAGUUGUUUACCAUCUGUGUUUGUUUCUACUAUAUGUGAAGCAUUUUUGUGAUUACUUAAUUCCCCCUGUGCAUCCUCACAUGUCCAGCUGAACAGAGAGAAACAUAAACAACACUGACAAAGUGAGCCAUGUUAUGCAUUGAACAUGAUGUUUAGUAUUCUGGUCACUUUCUCCAGGACUUGAUAGGGGUCUUCAAUACACUCAAAGCCAUUUUGUUUUGACCAGAGAAGGCCCUGCAGCCCAUCUGGCCAGUAGACAUGCUCCCUGAAAGAAAGGCAUCCUGUGUGUGGAAGACAGAGGCAUUGUGCCACACUGAUGUAUGUGGCUGUUAGUGUUUGUGGCUGCAGCUACUUUGUGGUACGGAAGAGAUAUAAGGUACAAACAGACUCUCUAAGCUGCAAAAUCUUUAUUUUAGAGUAAAUUUAUCAGGGAUUAAAAGUUUUGCGGACAAUAUAUUUGCAUUUUAAAUAAUGCACAAUGCACUGUUAUAUGUCCACAUCUGUGUUUCCCUUUACUGUUGGUGACACUGUGCAAAGAAGCACAAGAUAAUGGUGAAUAUAUUAAGAAAAGAAGUAUAUAAUUUGCAUGUAAUGAUACAUUACAUGAUAAUUACCACCCUUUUGUGAAACAAAAAUGCGCUUUUGUGUAAAAGUGAGCAACGCACUAAACAUUUGAGGUGAAUGUGAUUCCGAGGAGGCAAACAUUGUUCGGUCUGGAUAAUCAAUGCAUGGCUCAAAUUCCACUCAGUGAGAACACACUGGCAUCCCAGUUAAUAAUCAACAGCAUUUUUUUGAAGACUUUUUUUUUCCAUGUUAAUGGGUGUUGGGGCUGGGGGAGGUCAAAGCAACUCAAAGGAGCCAUUGUCUGACCCUAUGUCCUGUUGGAAAGUCAGCGCUCUCCCAUCUCGCACGUUUCAACGACCGAUGUUGUAACAGCUUUGAAAAGAGAAAUGCAGUUUUCUGCUGCAGAGGCGGGAGUUUCUGCAGCAGAUUGUGGUUGUGUUUUUUAACAUAUCUGGGUAUCAUGUUCAGCCUUUCCACCGCUGCAUCCAGAAUAAACAACUCAUCCAGCUACUACUGAGCUUGAGCACUGAAAGAUUGUUUUAAAGGAGAUAUUCUUUGAGGUUGGUGAGUUUCAGUCACAGUGGUAAUGAAUGUGAUGGCUGAAACUUUUGUAGAAAUGUUAAAUAUUAUCCCACAUCGCUUUUAAGUCUUUUUAUUUUACCACAAUGUUCUGAUACGGGUUCGAAGAAACUGAAAAGAUUUGUUCCAGAAUAGUAUCUCUAAUUUUAUAUAACAAUUUCUUACAUAGAAAUAACAUGUUUCCCUAAAAACAUGCUUUUUAAAUACUUGUGCACUAACAUUGUUUGGAAUGAAAUUAUUUUCUAAUAAUAGAUUCACAUGACAUAAGUUUUCUGUAUGUUCAUAUGUAGUAGAUUUAUAGUGUUUUGGAAUAAAACCCCUCAUGUAUGUUCUUGCUAUCAGGUGAGGACCUCAUAUCUCCAACAAAAUUCGCAAAAAUGCAUACAGUACAUUCAACCAUACGGUAUUUUAAUGGGAUAAAUCGUUUGUCGCUUUGUAAUUUUUGACCAGUAAUUAAAUAUCAAUUCCCCAACUUUGUUGCAGCAUUAGCAUCAAUGAAUUUAAGUUCUGUGAUUUUAAAAAAGUGACUUCAGCAUAUCAGCUGUAAGGUACCAGGAUGGUAAAGGUGUUAUUGUCCAUUAUAACAAAGUAAAUGAGUCCUUUGAAUCGUGCACAUGACCUCUGGGGAUACAUGGUUAUUUACAUAAUGUUGCACUGUGUUGUAGCUCACACAUGUUCCUCCUCUCCUCUAAAAAUGUGAUAUUUUUACUUGUGAUUCUGAGGCCACAGCUUAUACUUCCUAUACAAUCACAGUUAAUGUAGUGGUGUUUACACUGUACUGUCAUUUUUAUACUAAUUGUUCAUUUAAGCUGUUCUGUGUAGCCUGCACGUUACAGUGGAAGUUUCCAGAUAAGAAGGUGCGUCUUCAUGAAUGGCACACUCUUGUCAGGAGGCUACGUCUUGUUCCACGCACUUCACUUUAAAACCAUAUACAAGAACCAAAACCCAACCCAGGCCUGAGGACCGGCACCUGUCUGGUGUUUUACGAUGACUAACAUCCCUCCUGCUGACGUGCUUUCUGUUUACUGAGAAUAUUGGUGUACUGUGGAACGCAUAAAUGGUUAAACUAAAUAAAAAACAGGGUCUGUGGUUGUUUUAUGAUUUCACUAAAGUGUAACAUGUGAAGUGAAGCAAGAAACUGUAGAGAAAUAAAAGAGCAGGUGACAGCAGUUGAAGAAAAUGCAUCUUUUGUACUUUUAUGUGAUUUUUUUUUUUUUUACCCUUUUCCAUUUGUGUGAUGUAGAAAAAAACAAAUAAUGCAAUUUUAUUUUGUGUCCAAAAAUGCAUUUUCUUCCAAUUGGUCAGUAAGUCCUAAUGUAAAUGUGUAGAACAUGUAAGUAAAACAAUCAUUUUGGCAUCUAAUUUGAUUUACUGUGUUCUAGGGAGGGGGAUUACAUAUGAAAAAAAUGUUCUAUGAAGAAAUAGUUGUUUUUAUAUGGAAAGUUUGACAAAAGUGUGUGUUGUAUAUAAAAUAAUUAAACCAUU
This is a messenger RNA of Sphaeramia orbicularis (orbiculate cardinalfish), 7338 nucleotides long. RefSeq names its product erb-b2 receptor tyrosine kinase 2 (gene erbb2). The coding region runs from base 243 to 4151 and encodes 1302 amino acids. The transcript has 27 exons. NCBI's taxonomy places the organism in Eukaryota, Metazoa, Chordata, Actinopteri, Kurtiformes, Apogonidae. Gene Ontology annotation, cellular component: plasma membrane; signaling receptor complex; basal plasma membrane. Gene Ontology annotation, molecular function: ATP binding; transmembrane receptor protein tyrosine kinase activity. Gene Ontology annotation, biological process: multicellular organism development; positive regulation of kinase activity; positive regulation of cell population proliferation. The record is from RefSeq and is a predicted model, not a curated record.